This is a messenger RNA of Panthera uncia (snow leopard), 4336 nucleotides long. RefSeq names its product DExH-box helicase 34 (gene DHX34). Bases 1557 to 4283 code for a protein of 908 amino acids. Gene Ontology annotation, cellular component: intracellular anatomical structure. Lineage: Eukaryota; Metazoa; Chordata; Mammalia; Carnivora; Felidae. The record is from RefSeq and is a predicted model, not a curated record. The transcript is spliced from 13 exons. Gene Ontology annotation, biological process: nuclear-transcribed mRNA catabolic process, nonsense-mediated decay. Gene Ontology annotation, molecular function: RNA binding; ATP binding.
AUAAUGGACAGUUGCAAUUUGGGACAGGCCGGCUAUAGCAAAAACCAUGGAGAAGAGGGGCGAAGUGGGGAGGGGUGGUUUUGAAUGAAAGUCCUUUGCUUUGGAGAAAGCAAGAAUUCAGGGCGAUGAUGAUUUCUCGUUGAGUUGCUGUGGUGGUGGAUUUCUUUUUAAAAAAGUUUUAAAGCAUUAAAAAAAUUCGAGAGAGCGGAAGCGGGGAGGGGACAGAGGGAGAGAGAGAGAGACUCAUGGGGCUCUAUCCCUUGACCCUGCGAUCAUGACCUGAGUGGAAAUCAAGAGUCGGUCGCUCAACCCUCUGAGCCACCCGGGUGCCGGUGCGGCGGUGGAUUUCUUGAAGGAGAUGCCACUGACCCUGAACCUCCUCCCCCGUGGCGGCCGGUAUUUGAUGAUUCUUUGCUAUCAACAAUUCUCUCGGAGCCCAUACUUGACAAUUCUUCCAAGUGAUGGAGCCUAUACUUGACAAUUCUUCCAAGUGAUGGAGCCUAUACUUGACAAUUCUUCCAAGUGAUGGAGCCUAUACUUGACAAUUCUUCCAAGUGAUUGACCUUGCGUGGUACCACCGGAGAGCUCCCCCCUUCUUGGGGCCUCCCAGCUCCAUCAUAGUGAGAUGUCUCUUCAUUAAUUCACAAGACUGCGUCAUGGGGAGAGACUGAUACAGAGAGUAUCAGAGGCAGUGGAAAUAGAAACUGGCAAGAGCUGGCAGAGGGACUGAGAGAGGGGAAGAGCCAGCUGAUGGAAAGAGCCGGAGGUGGGAAGUGAGUGAGACGGCCGCCCUAAUGACGGCAGACCCUCAAAGGGAGCCAUCGGGGGGGUGGAGAAAUGGGACGCGAUGGAGAACUGGUUCCACUGGAAGACUAGAGUGCGAACAGAACUGGAACGACCGCGUCAUGUUUGAAAAUGGGAGACAUAAAGCCAGAUGAUGGAGAAUCACACCGAGGAGACGAAGAGGAGUAAAUGGGAGCCUGACUCACUAGAUUUGAAUUCCUCGUCGCACCACGUACUUAACCAUCUUUGGUUCAGUACAACAGGGAGUGGCGAUAGCACCUUCUUAACGUUGUGAGGGAAGUGUAGGUGCGCGGAUGCUUGUCGUUGCACGUGUACGUGUACGCAGGUGAUUUCGAAUGGAACCUGAUACGGGAGCGAGUGCUAACUUGUCAAAGCGCCAGACAACUGGGAGGCAAAAUAUUAGGUGGAGAAAUGGAGAUGAAGAGAGAGUCGUGAUGGAGGGAGAGACAGUGGUGGGAAGUGGAGAGAGACAAAAACAGAGCAUCAGAGCUGACGACGAGGAGCAAACGAGAAAGGCAGAUGGAGGUGCUCAGUGCCUGGAAGACCCAGGAUGGACUUGUGUCUGUCGCACAGAUCACCGCAGGAGUCGUGAGGUGCCCUGUGUGUCACCAGUUUGACCCGGGGCCCAUCGCCUGUCAUCGUCCUGUGCCACAGUGAGGAGCAAAAUUGGCUUUUUGGAGAGAAGGUGGUUCCUCCUCGCGGGCACUGGGCUCUCACUGCAGCUUCGAGACCGCGUCGCGACUGCCCGCCACAUGCCUCCUCCCAGAACGAAGGAGGGCGGGGAUGACCGAGGCCGACACUGGGAUCCCAGUGAGGAGGACGCCCCUGAGAAAUGGGACUGGAAUUGUCCGGAGACCCGUCGCCUCUUCGAGGAUGCCUUUUUCCGUGAUGAGGAUUAUAUACCCCAGGGUUCUGAGGAGCGCAAGAAGUUCUGGACCUUCUUUGAACGCUUACAGAGAUUCCAGAACCUCAAGAGCACCAGGAAGGGGGACAAGGACCCUGGGCGUCCCAAGCACAGCAUCCCGGCGCUGGCCGACCUGCCUCGCGCUUACGACCCCCGUUACCGCAUCAACCUCUCCGUCCGGGGCCCCGACGCCCGGGGCUCUCGGGGGCUGGACGGACAGCCCCCGGAGAGGGUGUCCGAGUUCCGCCGAGCCCUUCUGCACUACCUGGACUUUGGCCAGAAGCAGGCGUUUGGACGACUGGCCAGACUGCAGAGGGAACGGGCGGCCCUCCCCAUCGCCCAGUACGGGACCCGCAUCCUGCAGACACUGAAGGAACACCAGGUGGUGGUGGUGGCGGGUGACACGGGCUGUGGCAAGUCCACCCAGGUGCCCCAGUACCUGCUGGCCGCCGGCUUCAGUCACGUGGCGUGCACCCAGCCCCGGCGUAUCGCCUGCGUCUCCCUGGCCAAGCGCGUCAGCUUCGAGAGCCUCAGUCAGUAUGGCUCACGGGUCGGCUACCAGAUCCGCUUUGAGAGCACACGGACGGCAGCCACCAAGAUCGUGUUCCUGACGGUGGGGCUGCUCCUGAGGCAGAUCCAGCGGGAGCCCCGCCUGCCCCAGUACCAGGUCCUGAUCGUGGACGAAGUCCACGAACGCCACCUGCACAACGACUUCCUGCUGGGCGUUCUCCGGCGCCUGCUGCCCGAGCGGCCUGACCUCAAGGUUAUCCUCAUGUCGGCCACCAUCAACAUCUCGCUCUUCUCCAGCUACUUCGGCGGGGCCCCCGUGGUGCAAGUGCCCGGGAGGCUGUUCCCCAUCACGGUCGUGUACCAGCCACAGGAGGCCGAGCCGCCGGCGUCCAAGUCGGAGAAGCUGGACCCUCGGCCUUUCCUGAGGGUGCUGGAGGCCAUCGACAGUAAGUACCCGCCGGAGGAGCGGGGCGACCUCCUGGUCUUCCUGAGCGGCAUGGCGGAGAUCAGCGCGGUGCUCGAGGCGGCCCAGGCCUAUGCCAGCCGCACCCAGCGCUGGGUGGUUCUGCCGCUGCACAGCGCCCUCUCUGUGGCCGACCAGGACAAGGUGUUCGAUGUGGCCCCCCCCGGGGUUCGGAAGUGCAUCCUCUCCACCAACAUCGCUGAGACCUCGGUCACCAUUGAUGGGAUCCGCUUCGUAGUAGAUUCUGGGAAGGUGAAGGAGAUGGGCUAUGACCCACAGGCCAAGUUGCAGCGGCUGCAGGAAUUCUGGAUCAGCCAGGCCAGUGCCGAGCAGCGGAAGGGCCGGGCGGGCCGCACGGGCCCCGGCGUCUGCUUCCGCCUCUACGCUGAGUCGGACUACGAUGCCUUCGCCCCCUACCCCGUCCCGGAGAUUCGGAGGGUGGCCCUCGACGCGCUGGUGCUGCAGAUGAAAAGCAUGUGCGUGGGGGACCCGCGAACCUUCCCCUUCAUCGAGCCUCCGCCACCAGCCAGCCUGGAAACGGCCAUCCUCUACCUCCGGGACCAGGGGGCCCUGGACAGCUCAGAGGCCCUCACCCCUAUCGGCUCUCUGCUGGCCCAGCUUCCGGUGGACGUGGUGAUCGGGAAGAUGCUGAUCCUUGGUUCCAUGUUCCACCUGGCGGAGCCCGUGCUCACCAUCGCGGCUGCCCUCAGUGUCCAGUCGCCCUUCACCCGCAGCGCCCAGAGCAACCCCGAGAGUGCGGCUGCGCGGCGGCCCCUGGACAGUGACCACGGUGACCCCUUCACGCUCUUUAAUGUCUUCAACACCUGGGUGCAGGUGAAAUCCGAACGGAGCAGGAGCUCACGCAAGUGGUGCCGCCACCGGUGCAUAGAGGAGCAUCGGCUGUACGAGAUGGCCAACGUACGGCGCCAGUUCAAGGAGCUGCUGGAGGACCACGGGCUGCUGGCCAGGGCCCGGGCCCCGAAGCCGGGGGACAGCUACAGCCGGCUGCGGCAGCGCCGGGAGCGCCGGGCACUGUACCAGCUGAAGCGCCGGCACGAGGAGGGCGGGGGACACAGGCGCAAGGUGCUGCGGCUGCAGGAGGACCCGGGCGGCUGCUCCAGCGAAGAGGACCCGGGGGCCGGCGACAGCGUGGACAUCCAGGAUGUGAAGUUUAAGCUGCGGCACAGCCUGGAUCAGCUGCAGGCGGCCACCACCUCGGCCCAGGACCUGACGCGGGACCAGGUGGCCCUGCUCAAGCUGGUGCUGGGCCGGGGCCUCUACCCCCAGCUUGCGGUCCCGGACCCGUUCAACAGCAGCCGCAAGGACUCGGACCAGAUUUUCCACACCCAGUCCAAGCAGGGCACCGUGCCGCACCCCACUUCUGUCUUUGCCAGCAGCCCGGAGGUUCUGCACGCGCAGGAGCAAGAGGCCGGGGGCGGUGAAGGGAGCCGAGACGACAGGGACAAGCUGAGCAGCAGGCACCAGCUCCUCACCUUCGUCUCCCUGCUGGAGACCAACAAGGCCUACCUGGUGAACUGCGUCCGCAUCCCCGCGCUCCAGGUGCGUCCCGGCCCCACGCGCCCCAGCUCCCGGGUUCGAUGACCGUGUCCCCAGGGCGGGAGGCCGGGAUGGGCCUCCAGAGCCGCCUUCCCCCC